This is a messenger RNA of Medicago truncatula (barrel medic), 417 nucleotides long. RefSeq names its product transcription factor MYB114. The record is from RefSeq and is a predicted model, not a curated record. NCBI's taxonomy places the organism in Eukaryota, Viridiplantae, Streptophyta, Magnoliopsida, Fabales, Fabaceae.
AUGGAGAAGACUAGAAGUUUGAGAAAAGGUGCAUGGACAUAUGAGGAAGACAAGCUACUCAAGGCUUGUAUACAGAAGUAUGGUGAAGGAAAAUGGCAUUUAGUUUCUCAAAGAGCAGGAUUGAAUAGAUGUCGAAAAAGUUGUAGAUUGAGGUGGGUAAAUUAUUUAUGCCCCAACAUCAAAAGGGAAAGCUUUGCUGAGGAUGAAGUUGAUAUGAUCCUAAGGUUACACAAACUUCUAGGGAAUAGAUGGUCAUUGAUUGCUGCAAGGCUUCCUGGUAGAACUGCUAAUGAUGUGAAAAACUUUUGGCACACACAUUUGCGGAAGAAGGUUGUUUCAGAAACAAAAGAAAAGAAAGAAAAAGAGAAACCUAAGGAAACAAUGAAAGCUCAUGAAGUUAUUAAACCCCAACCUUGA